Messenger RNA from Tuber melanosporum (Perigord truffle), 1380 nucleotides. RefSeq lists its product as uncharacterized. Gene Ontology annotation, molecular function: ATP hydrolysis activity; proteasome-activating activity; ATP binding. Gene Ontology annotation, cellular component: proteasome regulatory particle, base subcomplex. The record is from RefSeq and is a predicted model, not a curated record. Lineage: Eukaryota; Fungi; Ascomycota; Pezizomycetes; Pezizales; Tuberaceae. The coding region runs from base 139 to 1380 and encodes 413 amino acids. The transcript has 6 exons. Gene Ontology annotation, biological process: proteasome-mediated ubiquitin-dependent protein catabolic process.
CACCCACAUCACACCUCUCUAUCCACCAUAUCCCAUACCCAUCAAUAGCCUAUCCAUCACGGUUGCCUUCACCACUUCCAUCUCCCACAGUGAACGGAAAUCCGACACACCCAAGUCUCUUUAUUAUAUUCAUCCAAGAUGGGAGACGUAGCUGUUCAGAAGCGCCCCGCUAUACUACCCUUGACCGAUCCAUCUUAUGGCACCCUAGACGGCUCCUUAGGGGAUAACAAUGAUUACGCAAAACUCAAGAGGCUUCAGCGGCAUCUAGAGUACAUUACUUUGCAAGAGGAGUAUAUCAAAGAUGAGCAGCGAAGUUUGAAGCGAGAGCUCGUUAGGGCGCAGGAGGAGAUUAAGCGGAUCCAGAGUGUUCCGUUGGUAAUUGGACAGUUCAUGGAGGCGAUCGAUCAGAAUACCGGAAUUGUCCAAAGCUCAACCGGAUCGAACUUUGUUGUGCGCAUAUUAUCCACCCUUGAUCGGGAGCUUCUUAAGCCUUCAUCGUCUGUCGCUUUGCACAGACAUUCGAACUCCCUCGUUGACAUUCUUCCCCCGGAGGCAGACUCGUCGAUUGCUAUGCUGGGAGCUCACGAGAAGCCCGAUGUCACCUACGCUGAUGUUGGAGGGUUGGAUAUGCAAAAACAGGAGAUCCGCGAGGCUGUUGAGCUUCCUCUCACGCACUUUGAUCUUUACAAGCAGAUUGGAAUCGAUCCUCCGCGAGGUGUUCUGUUAUACGGCCCACCUGGAACGGGAAAAACCAUGUUGGUAAAGGCUGUCGCUAAUAGUACUACGGCAUCCUUUAUCCGUGUGGUCGGUUCUGAGUUCGUCCAAAAAUACCUUGGUGAAGGUCCUCGAAUGGUUCGUGAUGUUUUCCGCAUGGCUAGGGAGAACUCCCCUGCUAUUAUCUUCAUCGAUGAGAUUGAUGCCAUCGCGACAAAGCGUUUUGAUGCGCAAACUGGUGCCGACCGUGAAGUGCAGCGUAUCUUGCUGGAGCUACUAAAUCAGAUGGAUGGGUUUGACCAAACUUCGAACGUAAAGGUUAUUAUGGCUACCAAUCGUGCUGAUACUCUCGAUCCUGCUCUCCUCAGACCCGGUCGUCUAGAUCGUAAAAUCGAGUUCCCGUCGCUCCGUGACCGUCGUGAGAGGCGUCUUAUCUUCACCACCAUCGCUUCUAAGAUGUCACUCUCUCCCGAGGUUGAUCUGGAUUCACUGAUUAUUCGGAAUGAUCCCCUUUCAGGAGCCAUCAUUGCUGCCAUCAUGCAGGAGGCUGGCCUGAGAGCAGUAAGAAAGAAUAGGUACAACAUUAUUCAGGCCGAUUUGGAAGAUGCAUACAGUAGCCAGGUCAAGGGUGGCAAUGAGGCGGAUAAGUUUGAAUUCUAUCGUUAA